AUGGCUCGGCCCUCCCCGACUCCAUUCUACACGUACCUGGCAUCACAGCAGCCACAGCUUCUGACUAUGCCUCGGCCUCUGCUUGUUGUCCUCGAUCUGAACGGCACUCUUCUGAAGCGCUCCAAAUUCAGCGGCGCCAACACUUUUGUUCCGCGGCCAUAUGUCCAGGAAUUCCUGACUUACAUAUUCGCCAAUCACAAUGUAAUGAUCUGGUCAUCCGCACGACCAGAGAAUGUAGCUACGAUGUGCUCCGAUCUCUUCACCCCACAGCAACUCGAGCAGCUCGUUGCUGUCUGGGCACGUGAUCGUCUAGGACUUUCGAAAGAAGCUUACAACGCAAAAGUUCAGGUCUAUAAGCAGUUAUCCCUCAUCUGGAACGACGCGACCAUACAAGCCGCCAAUCGUAACAAGGAUCAAAUGUGGACGCAAGCCAACACGGUCCUCGUCGAUGACAGCAUUGAGAAAUCUGCCAGCGAGCCGUACAACCUGGUUGAGGUGGAGGAGUUUCGGAACCAGCCCCAGCAGGUCAAGUCGGACGAUUACUUGAAGGCGGUGAUUGAGUACCUCAAGGUCUUGAGCUACCAAGCCGAUGUCAGCGCCUACAUUCGGAGCCAGCCUUUCCGCCACGAGUGCGGAAGCGAGUUUGUCGACACGAGUGCCGAGCAGGGAUCCACCACAUUCAAGGGAUAG
Molecule: messenger RNA, 690 nt
Organism: Sphaerulina musiva SO2202
Lineage: Eukaryota; Fungi; Ascomycota; Dothideomycetes; Mycosphaerellales; Mycosphaerellaceae
Product: HAD-like protein
Exons: 1
Coding region: 1-690 (229 amino acids)
Molecular function (GO): phosphoprotein phosphatase activity
Source: RefSeq, a predicted model, not a curated record